Messenger RNA from Lepidothrix coronata (blue-crowned manakin), 767 nucleotides. It is a transcript of the gene UBC, whose product is annotated as ubiquitin C. NCBI's taxonomy places the organism in Eukaryota, Metazoa, Chordata, Aves, Passeriformes, Pipridae. The transcript is spliced from 4 exons. Gene Ontology annotation, molecular function: protein tag activity; ubiquitin protein ligase binding. Gene Ontology annotation, cellular component: nucleus; cytoplasm. The record is from RefSeq and is a predicted model, not a curated record. Gene Ontology annotation, biological process: modification-dependent protein catabolic process; protein ubiquitination. Bases 135 to 752 code for a protein of 205 amino acids.
GAGUGAUCCGGGCGUGGGGGCGGGGCGCGCGAGACCAUAUAAGGGGCGGGAGGGGGAUGUGUGGCGCAGUUGGAGUCGGGUGAGUCUGGGAGGGAGUUGUUCUGUCGGCUUGGCCUGCCAGCCCCGCGGGAAAAAUGCAGAUCUUCGUCAAGACCCUGACUGGCAAGACCAUCACCCUUGAGGUCGAGCCCAGUGACACCAUUGAGAAUGUCAAGGCAAAGAUCCAGGACAAGGAAGGCAUUCCCCCAGAUCAGCAGAGGCUGAUCUUUGCUGGGAAGCAGCUGGAAGAUGGUCGUACCCUGUCCGACUACAACAUCCAGAAGGAGUCCACUCUGCACUUAGUGCUGCGCCUCAGAGGUGGGAUGCAGAUCUUUGUGAAGACCCUGACUGGCAAGACCAUCACCCUUGAGGUCGAGCCCAGUGACACCAUUGAGAAUGUCAAGGCCAAGAUCCAGGACAAGGAGGGCAUUCCUCCCGACCAGCAGAGGCUGAUCUUUGCUGGGAAGCAGCUGGAAGAUGGUCGUACCCUGUCCGACUACAACAUCCAGAAGGAGUCCACCCUGCACCUUGUCCUGCGCCUGAGGGGUGGGAUGCAGACCUUUGAAGCCUGCCAGGAUCUGGCAGCUGGGCAGCAGUUGGCCUGUGAUGGGGCAGGCAGUGGGGGUGAGGCUGAGGAGCUGUCAGGACAGAAUAUAAAAGAGCUAAAACACUCAGUGGAGAUCUGUGGCUCCGGCUCCAUGACAGUGAUCUGAUAACACUAAGCUCUC